CUUGUCAAAGAAAUCUCGCAACUAUGGAAGUGAAAACUGUUAACAAAAGUCAUAGAUCCCGAAAGAAUAAUAACGAUGCAAAGAAACAAGUCGAUUCAAGUUCAGAAGAUGAAGAGGAAUUGUGCUAUAUUUGUACAGAACCUAUGGAAACUUAUGCUGUAGCUGAAUGCGGUCAUCGCACUUGUCAUCGAUGUACUCUACGUUUAAGAGCAUUGUACGAUACACGUAAUUGUGCUUAUUGUAAAACGGAACAAAAAAUUGUGAUUUUCACAAAGGAAGCAGAGAAACCGUUCAACGAAUUUUCUCUGGAUGAUACACCCUUCAGUGAUAAGAAAUUGGGCAUUCGAUUUGAGACACAGGAGAUGUAUAAGGAAGCAAUGAAUAUGCUAGAAUAUAAUUGUCCUCAAAAGGAGUGUACGGAGUCAUUUAAGAAUUGGGGAGAAUUAAAGCAGCAUACCAGAAAGGUGCAUAGUUUAAACCUUUGUGAUUUAUGUUCUCGCCAUAAAAAGGUUUUUCCUUACGAACAAUCAUUGUAUACUUCACCUCAGCUAACGAAGCAUCACAGAGAAGGCGAUAAAGACUUUAACAAGAACGACGAGACUGGAUUUACAGGCCAUCCAGAAUGUGCCUUUUGUAAGAGUCGUUUCUUUGGUGAUGAUGAAUUAUUUGUUCAUUGUCGUGACAUGCAUGAGCAGUGCCAUGUUUGCGUCAGAAACGGAAAUAGACAGGAAUAUUAUGCCAAUUAUGAGAGCCUAGAAGAGCAUUUCAAGUCUGAUCAUUACAUGUGUCUUUAUCCCCAAUGUCUUGAAAAAAAGUUUGUUGUAUUCGAAUCUUCAAUUGAUUUAAAGGCUCAUCAAAUAAAAGAUCACGGUGAAUCGUUAUCUGGUAUGCAAAGAUCCAUGCAGUCUGAUGCUCGAAAAUUGGAACUGAAUUUCCAAUAUGACUCUUACCGUAAUAACCAACCACAAAGAGGCGGUGGCAGCAGCAGCAGCAGCAGCGGUAAUACCAACAACAAUUACAGUAAUAACAAUACAAAUAAAAGUAAUAAUGGAAAAAAGAAGGAAGAAACUACAAAAACUAACAAGUCGCCUGUUGCAAGUGGAUCAUCGACUCCUGUUCUUUCCAGCAAUGAAUUUCCAACCAUGAACUCUGUAAAACAGGCCGUGCCUUCUGUACCUCGUACUAUACCUGGUGCUAGUACUAAAAAAGGCAAAGGCAAAGGCAAAGCAUUGCAGAAACCGGCUGGAUUUGGUGCUCUUUCAUCUGGUCCCUCAACUUCAACCAGUACUAAUGCAGAAACCACCUCCACUGAGCCUGCCGAGGUUGUAGCAAGCCAUGCAUCAUUCUUGUCCAAAGUUGGGGAAAUUCUGAAGAGCAAAGACAAAGUAGCACAAUUUAGAUCGCUUACUGGCGCUUAUAGGAAUAGCACACUUAGUGGAGAAGAUUACGUUAAUCAAAUCGUUAAGUUAACUAAUAACUCCGUUGAAAACUCGAGCAAAAUUUUCAAAGGAGUUGAGGAUUUAUUAGACAUCGAGGACAAAAAGUGGGAAUUGAUUCGUACCUGGAGAAAUAAACAGACCACUAUGAGUCACUUUCCUGCCCUGGAUGUUAGAAGCAAGCCUCCUCCACCAAAAGCAUCUCGCGUUUUAGUCAUUAAAGGACCUAAACCAACAAAUAGAGUUGUGGGUGCUACUGGUGGCAAUACCAAAUCGAAAAAUGUAUGGGAUAAAGUUGCAACUGCAGCUACCUUAGCCACCACAUCGAAUAGUAGAUCAUCUAGUGCUGGAUCAUCACCCCAAUCAUCCAGACCUAGUUCGCCCAGUAACAUAUUCCGUGCACCAACUAAAACACCUUGGAGCGGGUCAUCCAAUACUGCUAAUACUAAUACAUCCGGAAAAGAAUUCCCUACUUUAAAACCAAAAGCCUUCCCUUCUUUACCUGUCACAACGCCGAAGCAUCAAAUGAUCCUGAACAUGCGUAGAACUGCAUCAGGACAGCAAAUCAACAACGCGUGGGGUGGAACCAGUAGUGAAGAAAGUAGAGACGAUGCUGCAGAGGAAUCUUCUUCAUCAAAUACCGAUAAAAAGAAAAAAGGAAGGAAGAACAAGGUCCUAUUUAGAGUUGGCCUAUAAUCCCAAAAAUAAAUCGUUAAUUUUUUAUUUUUUUUUACACACGCACAGCAGAGGUAUAAACACACACACAUAUAGCGGAAUAAGUGGAAAAUUUUUUCUUUAAGGCCCU
Mucor mucedo is the source of this 2241-nucleotide messenger RNA. RefSeq lists its product as uncharacterized. NCBI's taxonomy places the organism in Eukaryota, Fungi, Mucoromycota, Mucoromycetes, Mucorales, Mucoraceae. The transcript has 4 exons. The record is from RefSeq and is a predicted model, not a curated record. Gene Ontology annotation, molecular function: ribosome binding; ubiquitin protein ligase activity. Bases 24 to 2132 code for a protein of 702 amino acids. Gene Ontology annotation, biological process: protein ubiquitination; rescue of stalled cytosolic ribosome.